AUGAGUAAACCUACUCUCUCGCAGACAGGCGGCUCACUGCUCAUCGCAUGGCAACUCAAAGACAAGAAUGUGCUCAUAGUCGGAGGUGGCGAGCUCCUCUCAAAGGCUUACAUUCCCGCACAAAAGAGCUCAUCGACCUCCACCCCCUCCCGAAUCACUUACUAUGAUCGCCGCUUCUCUGGCCCCGCCGAAAUACACAAAAUGGACAUGGUUCUCACUGCCCUUGACGACGCCAACCGCUCGCGCGAAAUUUGCGAGAUGUGCCGCAAAGCUCGCAUAGCCGUCAAUGCUGCAGAUAUCCCAGACCUUUGCGACUUCUACUUCGGCGCUCAAAUCCGUGACGGCCCUUUGCAAAUUAUGAUUUCGACCAAUGGAAACGGUCCUCGUAUGGCUGCAUUGAUGAAGAAGAAAAUUCAAGCUGCCUUAUCAGGGAGCGAAGGGGAGGCUAUCGAUCGGGUCGGAGUCUUGCGAGCGCAGCUCAAAGAGCGUUCUCCAGGCGUGGGAGGUCCACUGGGUCGUCGUAGAAUGAAGUGGAUGUCGGAAGUUUGCAAUACUUGGGAGAUCGACGACUUGACAAAACUGGACGAUGCUGCCAUAACCAAACUACUCGACGAAGGCUGGGAAAAGAACACAGUACCUUCACCUCAGAACUUCUUUUCGAAUCAUUCUCGAGCCUCCAAAAUUUCCCUGCAGCUUUCUCAUGUUGGCGACCUGAUUCCGUUCAUCGGUACCUUUGCCCUAGGAGGUCUUUGUGCGACGUUGCUCUUUCUCGGUCAUCGACAUGUCUAG
Molecule: messenger RNA, 789 nt
Organism: Mycena indigotica
Lineage: Eukaryota; Fungi; Basidiomycota; Agaricomycetes; Agaricales; Mycenaceae
Exons: 2
Coding region: 1-789 (262 amino acids)
Biological process (GO): siroheme biosynthetic process
Molecular function (GO): protoporphyrin ferrochelatase activity; precorrin-2 dehydrogenase activity
Source: RefSeq, a predicted model, not a curated record